UGAUGUGUCAUAGUAUAUUAGGUUUUUCUUCUCCCCAAUUCAAUUUCACGUUCUCCUUCUCCCCAUUGCUGCAUCUUCUCUCUUCUCCUUCUCCUUCGUGUUCAUCAUUUCUGCAUCUUAUCUCUUCUCCUUCUCCUUCGUGUUCAUCACUUUUGCAUCUUCUCCAUUGUGUUAAUCACCAACGAUGAAGGAAAAACAUUGUUCUGAGUUCUUCAAAGAGACCAAAUCAGAAAACAACGAUUAUUGUGUUAUUAGUAGGGCUCGUGCUUCUCCAAUUUGUUACUGUGGUGAUGCUGCUGUGAUUCGUAGGGCAAACACGGACAAGAAUUUCGGAAAGAAAUUUUGGGGAUGUAUCAAUUACAAGGGGUCUGAGCAAAGAGGUUGUGGUUUUUUCAAGUGGUUCAAUGAGGAAGUGGUGGAAGACAAAUGUGAAGAUUUGAUGCAUAAGUUUGAAAUCUUAUCCAAGGAAUUUGAAAAAUUGAAGAGCAGAAAUGAGGAUUUAGGGAAUGCUGAUGUUUUAGUAUUGGCAAUUAGAUUAGGAUGUUUCUGGUUUUUGAAUGUGUACUUUGAAUGUACCAAAACAAACAUGACAUUUCAUGAUAUUUCCACUCUAUUCCAAAAAGAAUUUGACAUAAACAUGUUGAUAAUACAAACUCCAGCAUGA
This is a messenger RNA of Vicia villosa (hairy vetch), 664 nucleotides long. RefSeq lists its product as uncharacterized. The transcript is spliced from 4 exons. NCBI's taxonomy places the organism in Eukaryota, Viridiplantae, Streptophyta, Magnoliopsida, Fabales, Fabaceae. The coding region runs from base 185 to 664 and encodes 159 amino acids. Gene Ontology annotation, molecular function: zinc ion binding. The record is from RefSeq and is a predicted model, not a curated record.